This is a messenger RNA of Phialemonium atrogriseum, 541 nucleotides long. RefSeq lists its product as uncharacterized. NCBI's taxonomy places the organism in Eukaryota, Fungi, Ascomycota, Sordariomycetes, Cephalothecales, Cephalothecaceae. The transcript has a single exon. The record is from RefSeq and is a predicted model, not a curated record. The coding region runs from base 38 to 460 and encodes 140 amino acids.
UGAGGUACAUCCGUAGACUGUACGAGAUUUGAGUCCCAUGAAGGCCGCCUUUCGAUCCCUUGGCAGGUACAUAUUACUUUGCUACUUCUUCUCACCAGGCAUCUACCCCAGAGGAGUUGUUGGACUGGGUACCUACGGCAGGUAUGCAGGGCGUGGGGGUGAUCAAGGCGCCCGGCUGACUUUAUCAUCCUCUACUGGAAGCACGACAUUUCUUGAUCAUGAGGCCUCAGGCGGAACUCCAUUAAUCUCUGCUUCCUCUUAUGCCUGGCUACCUCCUCUUCCCCUUUUCUUGCGGGUUCGUCUUUUCUUUUUCCUCUCUUUAACCUCCUCGGCGUCCUCGCCGCUGCUUGCCGCGGUAUCUCAGUGGGCCCACUACGCACUGUGUUAUCAGUUUCUCCAUUUGUCCGCUAACCGGAAUUGGCAAUUCCGGGGCGCUGCCACCAGAAUAUCUCUACUUUGAACAUAGGGCUGCGCGAGUUCCGGUCCUCUCCGAUGGUGACGAAGUGGGAUAUUUUGGAUAUCGUAAACUCAGCGCCUCACG